Messenger RNA from Brettanomyces bruxellensis, 1488 nucleotides. RefSeq lists its product as uncharacterized. Gene Ontology annotation, biological process: calcium ion import across plasma membrane. The coding region runs from base 1 to 1488 and encodes 495 amino acids. The record is from RefSeq and is a predicted model, not a curated record. Gene Ontology annotation, molecular function: protein binding; calcium channel activity. Lineage: Eukaryota; Fungi; Ascomycota; Pichiomycetes; Pichiales; Pichiaceae. The transcript has a single exon.
AUGAAAGAUCUCCAAUCAUUAGACCUUUUUGACGUAAAUGGAAUGAUGUAUGAUCAAAGAUUAUCACUUUUAGGACAAACCUCGAUUCUCCAGGACUGGACGCCAAUUCGGGCAACUAUUGGUUUAAAUGAUUCGUUAACAUACACAUUUGACGUUAAUUAUACCUCUCCAGGAUUGGCACAUUCUUUUGAAGUCAUGGUUUUUAUUAGUGCAGCCAUUUGUGAAAUGCCAGAUUCCUUAGAAUUUAGCUCUCAGAAAAAUGGAUUGAGUCUUUACUACACAUUUGAGUCUAACGUUGCCAAUCUUUCCGCUAUGAAUCGUAUAUCUUUUGUGAAUGGUUAUGCUGAAGGACUUGCAAGCAGCGAUGGAGCGGAGAAUCACAGAGUAUUAUACGUUACAAUAAAACCAGAUGAUUGUGAAAGUUGCACUUUGAAUGAUACAUGGAUAUAUGAAUUGGGUCUUUCUCAGAGCGAUCUUGUUUUUCAAUAUGAUAAUAACCCUAUCAUUUCGGUGGCUGAUACGGAUUUCGACUCGGCCGCUUUUUCCGCGGAGAAUCUCACAUUCAGAAAUGAUUCUACAUAUACGGUAUAUCUAUACAACCGGUCACAGUAUACAUCCUUAUCACGUCUUAAUCAAAGUUGGUGUGCUAUAGCGAAUGCCGAUGAAUACGUCAAGCAAUAUCCUUUGGAAUCAUCUGCUGUUGUGAGUGAAAAGAAAUUCUUUUCCGUUACAGAUUUGCAGAAGUCAACAAAUUAUACAGGGGUGCUUUUGCAAACAUUCAAUACGGUGAAUUAUGGUGGCUCUGUUUACAAACUUUUCAACUUUUCCACAAUGGGUUCCAACGCUUGUAAAGUAAUUUACGGCCUUGACUUCUGCGAUGAGGUUGCGUACGCUGCUCCUGCUUCAAGAAAUUUGACCAAUGGUCAACAAACCGUUCAGGAAUUGGCCAGUAUUUACGAUAAUUACACAAAAGAGUUGUAUCAGCAGUUUGACUAUGCACUGCAACAGAUACCUUGUGAUGCGCAUUUGGAUUCUAGAUACUCUCCGAUCAGAACAUGUGAGAACUGCCGUUAUUCCUACAAACAAUGGCUUUGUUCGGUAACGAUUCCAAGAUGCUCUUCCGAGGAGCAGGAAGGUUAUAAGAGAUACAAUUCCUCAGAGGGCAGGAACUCUUUUAUUGCAGAUACAAUUGAUCCGCCUCUUUCUUACUAUGAGAUAUUACCAUGUAUAUCUAUGUGCAAUGCCAUAGUCAGGGAUUGUCCAUCUGACUUUGGUUUUGCAUGCCCCAUAAGAGAUGAUUUUCUAGGAGUGAGUUAUGGGGUCAAUUCUGACGAUGCUAGUAAUCUAACCUGCAAUUAUGUGGGAAACAAUGAUAUGGAUUCUGACAAUUUGGAGGAGCAAGUUUCUACCGGAGGUGCGGCAUUAAUUUCACCUUCUUUUUCGAUUAGAAUGAUGUACAUUGCAGCAAUUCUUUUCUACCUUAUUUAA